GUUACCUCAAACUCUUAGUUACUGUCCAUUGAACCUUGAAAUCUUUUGUUUUUGAGAUUUACAAAAGUUUCUUUUCCUUCUUUAAAUCAUAACUUUUAUUUAGUUUCUUUCCCCUAUUGUACUCUCAACCAACCACUCUGAUCUUGAAAACAAAUCAAACCGAAACAAGAAAAGAAUCUUGACAAAGUUUUGAAAGAGCUCAUGGAUCAAGAAGCUAUAGAAAUGAGUUCCAAAGAAAUGAUCAAGAAGAAAGACAAAGGAAAAGAAAUUGUCACUUCUUCUGAUCAUCAUCACAAGGAAAAGGUCUCAAUGAUCUUAACUGAGCAAGAAAUAGAGUUUCUUCUACAAAGUAGUAACAAAGAAAACUUAGAAAAAUCUAAGAAAGAUAAUGCUGAUGAAAAAGAAAAGAGCACUUCAUCAUCAUCUUCUUCAAAGAUCAUUCCAUGCAUUUUCUACACAUCAGAUGAAAAGGCUCGGUUGCGGUGGUCAAGCGACCUUCAUGAUUGCUUUGUUAAUGCUGUGGAAAAACUUGGUGGACCGAACAAGGCAACGCCGAAGAGUGUAAAAGAAAUGAUGGAAGUCGAAGGAAUUGCACUUCACCAUGUAAAGAGUCAUCUUCAGAAAUUUAGGCUUGGAAGGUGUAACAUUCAGAAUGGAACAAAUCAGUAUAUUAGACGUUUUAAAAGUGCUCGUGACGUUAAAACAUGUGCUUCAAUAAACCCACCUCGCCCACAAGUAAAUAUAAAACCUAGACUUAUGGGAGCUGUAAAACCGAAGCCAAAGAAAGAAAAAGAAGUCCAAGGAUCACUCUACAUGCUUAUUGAAAACGAUCUACGUUUACAAAGAUAUCGCAGAGCACAAAGAAUGCAAAAGGCCUUUGCUAUAGAAACUCAACAUUUUAAGGCAAGUAUGGUUCCAACCUCACCUAGUCAACAACACAACAACUAUGUUUCUUCGACAUCAACUUCUAUAUCACAAGAACCAUCUUCACAUACACAAGAGGAAUGGUUUAUACCAUUUUCAUACCAUUUCCCCUAUGGAGCGACAAAUCCAUUCCCAAUGAACUACUCACAACAACAACCAUCUAUCAUCAUACCGCAAAACAUCACUUCGGUCGAAGAUUUUUGCAAUAAUGGUAUGGCUUGUCUUUCAUUGAAUGAGUUUAAUCAAAACAUGACUAGCAAUGCAUUUUUGAUGUACGAGCCAUCGAUGUAUCCAACUCAAGGGAAUCUACAGUUCAACGAGUACAAUAUGGCUCAAGGUUUUUUCAAUCCAUAUAUGUGUACUAUUGAGUCACAAUCUAUGCCACCUUGCUUCUCUACUGUCACAACUCCACAACAGCUUCAGCUCAACGAUGGUUAUGUCAUUCAUGACUCAUAUGACAAUGCAACUUCAGUAUCUGCCACAGUACCACCAAUAGCUGAUCCUCCUCAUCAGGAAACUUUGAACAAUGCAUUUAUAUUCUCAAAGUCACCAGAGUCAAUACAAGGAUAUGUUCCACAGUAUACGUACAGUUCAUAUCCACCAUACAAUACUCUUGAAGUGGUUAAAGCCCAACUCAAUGCAUUACAUAGCUCAAACAGUACUAGCCAAACUCAUGAAACACUUGCUCGUCAUGAAACCAACCUAUCGAGUUCUGUCACAAGGGAUGAGGUAGAUGACCCAGUGGAUAAGUAUAUUGAUUGGGCUAAAGUUGAAGAAAGGGAUAUUGAACUUGAUCCUGUUGAAGUGCUCGAGGCUUUAGGUUUUGGAGUAAGUCCUUAACCUUACUUAAUAUAUAAUGUAAAUAUUAUUUGGUACGUACUCGUGUUAUAUUGUAUAUAACUUUGUAUGUUUGUAUUGUAUUCGUACGUAGUCUUAGCUAAGUAUUGUGUUAUUCUGUAUAGAACAUCGUAUGUCUGUAUUCGUACGUAGUAAUCACCUUGGUUGAAUGAUAUUAAUAUAAUACAGCUUCUAGA
Messenger RNA from Capsella rubella, 1958 nucleotides. Its product is annotated as myb-related protein 1. Bases 202 to 1764 code for a protein of 520 amino acids. The transcript has 7 exons. NCBI's taxonomy places the organism in Eukaryota, Viridiplantae, Streptophyta, Magnoliopsida, Brassicales, Brassicaceae. The record is from RefSeq and is a predicted model, not a curated record. Gene Ontology annotation, molecular function: DNA binding; DNA-binding transcription factor activity.